Micropterus dolomieu (smallmouth bass) is the source of this 2189-nucleotide messenger RNA. Its product is annotated as myomegalin-like. Lineage: Eukaryota; Metazoa; Chordata; Actinopteri; Centrarchiformes; Centrarchidae. The transcript is spliced from 14 exons. The record is from RefSeq and is a predicted model, not a curated record. The annotation marks the transcript as partial.
GUAAGGAGCUGCAGCAGAAGGACAAGAUCAUCGAGUCUCUCCGCACCAAACUAAACCAGCAUCACCAUCAUCAUCCUCAUCGCUCCGACACGCCCUGCAGCAGCCAUGCGCUCUCUGACACCACUGACCAAUCAGAUCGUAUCUCCUAUGUGUCUGAUGAGCAUGGAUCCACCAACGAGGACCUGGAGCUUUGCUCUGAUGUGGACGCUGCCAGCGAGCUCGGUCAGAAGGAAACACGAACUUCCACCAGACUCAGCACAGAUUGCCGCUCUCACAGUGGCUCCAUGUCACGUCACCCGUCUGUCCCUCCAUCCAUCACCUCAUCCCACAGAUCCCAGUCGUGCCUCAGCUGUCCCAGCAUGCAAUGCCCGAGCUCACCACACAAACCCAUAGACGUGCAGAGUCAGACAGCUCCAGCCUCAGUCCUCACCUCCACCCCCUUCCACCCUCCCCUCUCCUCCUCCACCCAGAGGGUUCCUUUGCCCUUCCAAGCCCACCCCGCACCCCUGAGAACCCGCUACCAAGACAGCGGGGGCGUGGGUUUCUCCCUGGCUGACGUGCAUCAGGAGCUGCAGAUGUUACAAAGGCAGCUGGCAGACAAUGAGAGGUUUUCCGCGCCUCAGUCCAAACCUCUUCAGGGUUUCCCCUUUUCCCACCAGCAGCCCGACUCCUCUGCCUUCCUGCCUCUCUCCUACCACGGAUACCAGCCUUCUCCUUUCAGCAGCGCUACCAGCAGCUGCCUGGAUGCCAGCUCAGCAAUGAAAGCUGGGGCCAGUCUUCUGGAGAGCAGUGCAUUGUGGGAUAUGGCCUAUGGCACCCGACCACUGAGACUUGGAGCCGACCUGUCUUCAGGAUCCUCGGGGUACCAGUCGGGCGCCAGCAACACAGGUUCAGACCUGAUGAAGGAGCACCUGCGAGAGAUCAGGACUCUGAGACAGAGACUGGAGGACUCGAUCCAGACCAACGAUCGCCUCAGACAACAACUAGAAGAGCGACUGGCCCGCACCGCCUCGGAGAAAGGUGCUCCUACCAACAUCUACAUCCAGGGUCUGGACUCAGUCGGCCAGCUCUCCAGUGAGAUCAGACUUCUGAAGGAGGAGAACGUCAGCCUGCAGAACCAGCUGAAGCAGGCCACCAGAGAGGGCAGUAAGGAGGCAGAGCAGCUGAGGGAGGCGGCUCUCCUGGAGCAGGCCAGGUUGAAAGAGGCGGAGCUAGAGGCUGAGAGGUGGGCGGAGCAAAGCAGGAAGCUGCAAACUGAGGCUGAAGCGCUCAACCAAGAGAUUGCACAAUUGAAACAGGACAGACAGAGGAACCAGGAAACCAUCAACAGAUUCCAGCAUGAGGUGAGCAUCCUCCAGCAGCAGCUAUGUGAGAGCCACAGUCUGGUCCAAUCUCUUCAGCGUGAGCUGCAGGUGUAUCACAGAGUGUGUGGAGUCACCACAAACACACACUCAGGUCAGUCCAGUGAAGGUACCCAACACACUGCAACCUUUGACCCCAGAGAGUUGCACAUUCAGCUGGAGCAGCAGCUGAGUGGACAGACUGGCCCACUGCCUCGGUCCAGGAGGCAGCUCUUCAAUGACGACGUUCCCUCCCCUCCCGUGAGAGACACUGGACUCGUCAGUCCUUCCUCUCCUCUACAUCCUGCACAGAAACAUGCAGAAGACACCGGAGCAUCCGAUCGAGCCUCGACCCUGCAGGGUCAAGCCCCAGACGGCUCUUUCUCCAACCGUCAUGGCCGCCAUGCAGUGGGCCACAUUGACGACUUCAAGGCUCUGCAGCGGCAGAUCCUGGAGGGCAGCGCUCUCCUCCGCAAGAUGGAUGCCACCCUUCAUUCCCUGAGCAACCCACCGGAGUUCAGCCUUCAUCAGCCUUCAGACUCCGGUUCUGUCAGGAAGCUGCUGUCUGACAGUAAAACCCUGCGGCAGAUCCUGGAGGAGGCCGGCUCUCUGCUCCGGAUGUUCUGGAGAGCAGCUCUGCCAAACUUCGAGGAAUCCAAACAGGAUCCGUCUCUGAGGGAGGAGGUCGUUUCUCUCCGUCUGAGGCUCUCAGAGCAAGAACAGGCUCUCAAGGAUGCCAUGGAGAGAGUGAAGAGCUCCAACCGCACCAAAGAUAGCAUGGAGCACUUUAUAGUCAGCCAGCUGUCGAGAACACAGGACGUCUUGAGGAAAGCCAAGACGAACUUACAG